Molecule: messenger RNA, 930 nt
Organism: Exserohilum turcica Et28A
Lineage: Eukaryota; Fungi; Ascomycota; Dothideomycetes; Pleosporales; Pleosporaceae
Exons: 3
Coding region: 1-930 (309 amino acids)
Source: RefSeq, a predicted model, not a curated record
AUGGAACCCGAAGCAUUGCAAUGGCUCGGAUGGUCAUACGCAAGUCCUAUCUACAACCAUCUCAAGUCAACUGAUACGCUCACCUUUCAUGCAUGGAGUCUCUUUAGAAAGGCUUAUCCAGAAGAAAUCGAUCAGCACACUAUAUUUCGAGUUCAAGAGCGGGGUCUUGAAUCGAUACAAUACCCUUCUCUGAUCGAUCGGUUGUCUAAACUCGAUGUUGGCAUGCUGACCUUUCUUUGCAUCAUGACACCCAGACUUUCAAUAUCACAUCUUGUCGCUCUCACCAAAAUUCAAGGCCUUGCAGUUCUUGUACUAGAAGAUGGGUCGGUCGGUUAUCGACUUGAAAAGGAGAGACCGCUUGUCGAUACAAUAAGAAGUUGGGGCCGGAGUAUUGCUGAAAGCAGUGUUCUCUCAAAACUACGAGUGUUUGUGUUGAGCGGAUACCAUGGAAUUGAGAGCAGUGUUGUGCUCAAGAGCGUCUCCUCACUUCUCUCCUUGAAUCUCGUUGGGAUCAACGGCCCGUAUACCCCUCCUGAAAUCAAAGACUGUGGCGGGGAUUGGCAAGACGAUAGGCUUCAACGCUUAACCUUUGACGGAACGACACCUGCCGCCAUCUGGGAAUCAGCUGCAACAACCAGAGCCUCCACCAUGCAACAACUUUAUGAUUUCUCACUGGGUAUUUCUCGCACUAAUCCCACCAAAGAAUCAGCAUAUCAAUCUGUUUCCAUGACAUACUCCCAAAGUCAAGCGCCUGUUGCAGUGAGCUCUACCUAUUGGUUCUACCGAGAGCUUCGAGAUGGACCGGACCCAAGGAUAAAGCGUUCACAAAGUAUUAGUCAGAGUGAACAAACAGAUAACCAUGGCAAAAAGAGAAAGAUUCGGAAUGAAAAGAAGGUCGGCGUCGAUGCGCUUCUAGGAAGCUUCAUGUAA